Molecule: messenger RNA, 1770 nt
Organism: Colias croceus (clouded yellow)
Lineage: Eukaryota; Metazoa; Arthropoda; Insecta; Lepidoptera; Pieridae
Product: zinc finger protein 714-like
Exons: 1
Coding region: 82-1677 (531 amino acids)
Cellular component (GO): nucleus
Molecular function (GO): zinc ion binding
Source: RefSeq, a predicted model, not a curated record
AAUAUUUUACUGUUUUUUUUUUUUCGGAAAAAAGAUAAACAUUAUGUAUUAAAUGUUUAAUUUGUAACAAUUAAUAUAAAAAUGAGUGAAGAGGAAGACACGUAUUGUCGAUUAUGUGCCGAACCGACUCCGAAAACUCAAUUGAUAUCACCGGACGAAGAUGUAGCAAUUAGUUCUAAAGUGGCCACUAAAUUACAAUGGAUAAACAUCGAUGUUUCGCCUUCUAAUACACUACCUAAAACGAUAUGUUUCUCUUGCUUCGAUCUGCUAGAAAGAACUUGGUUUUUCCUUCACAACGCGCGAACCGCACAGCUAAAACUCUCAGUAAUAUUUCCCUCAAAACAAACGUUAAAUUCCGCUGAUUCUGUAUUAAAAAAUGAAGAUAUCCCCCUGUCCCUGAUCGGAAGACCGGUAGACGAGAACUGGGAGGCGUUCCAGCAGCUAAAACAAGAGAUUAAGAUCGAAGUUGUUGACGGAAAUGACGUUCAAAGUAAAGAGGACGUUAAAAUCGAACAUGACAGUGAUCAGGAUCUAUUAGUGGCACGAGUAGACUGUGAUAACAUAGAUAGUGCAAAUUCCACCGACAGCGACGUGCCACUUGACGUAACAGCGAAACGAAAGCGAUUGAAACGAAAGAACAAAAAGUACGAGGACUCGUUGAGUUUGGCCAAUGAAAAACCAAUAGAUCCUCUACCAGACAGCAUAACUUGGGACAAUCAGAUGUGCAGGUGUGCGAAAUGCGACGCUCAGUGUGAAAAUAUAGCCUCUCUACAAGUACAUUCGUUACAAAUUCACAACCGAUGCUGUGCCUACAAAUGCCUCGACUGCGAUAAAGUGGUACAUCGAUUUAAAGCGUUUGUCAAACAUGUCCGCACUCAUAAGGAGUACCUGCGAUACUGCUGCGAGUUUUGCAACCAUCUCUUCACGUUAACGUCCAACGUUCAAAUACAUAAGGCAAAAGUUCACAACGGAGCAUUCUUAACAAAAUGUCGGAAUUGUGGCGCGGAGUUCGACACACCAGAACAGUUACAAGAACACACAAUACUAUACAAUAAACGGCAUAAACGGUUAUCGAGUCAGCGAGAAAUAGAAUUCGAUCUGAAAUGUAAAGACUGUAACAAGGAAUUUAAGUCUCGAAGCAACCUACAGCAACACAGGCAAGUGCAUAAAGAACGAACGAGAGACUUUUCAUGUCAUGUGUGCGGUAAAAUGUUCUUUACAAAAGGUACACUAGGAACGCACAUGCUCACCCACGAGGAUAGUAAGCCGUUUAAAUGCCCGUACUGUCCGUUAGCGUUCCGAGCAAGAGGUAAUUUAACGUCACACAUAAGUUUGCACUCUGGAGUCAAGCCGUUUGUCUGUGAGCAGUGUGGAAAGAGUUUUAGAGUGAAGCGACACUUGAAAUCGCAUUCUAUUGUACAUACAGAUCUAAUGCCAUUUGUAUGUGAGUACUGUAACAAAAGCUUCAGAUUUAAGACUCGUUUAAACCUACAUCUACGGCAGCACACAGGCGCUAAGCCUUAUAAGUGUUUAUUCUGCCAGCGAGACUUCACAAAUGGGUCUAACUUUAAGAAACACAUGAAACGACGACAUGGGAUAGAUACAUCGAGGAAAUUUGAACAGCGAGUAGAGUUAAAAGACGUUAGAGUUACUAGCGAACCAGAGAAAAUGUUAUAAUGUAUUUGAAUAAUGUACUGGAUUUUUAAAUAAUUAUUUCUAAUUGUAUAUUGUAUAGGCAAGUAUUGUAUUAAAUGUACAUAUUUAAAUCAA